GUCAUGGUUAGUUGAUUUUGGCAAAGUUUUGAAACGGUUGAUGAACAAUUCAAAAAAUGGCAGCGUGUGUAGAUGCAAAUAAUACUCUGAGAAGUGACGAUGAAAAUAAUAUAACUAAACCCGAUUCUAUUAUUGGGGAUAUAAACAUUAAAACGUCUCUUUAUCAUGGGCCUGGAUGGUACGUACCAUCUGAACGAAAAUGGGUGAACUACAGUGAUUACUCCUCACUCCCGAGAACGACGAACAGAGAUGCUAUUGAUUUCCGGUCCGAAAAAGACUUCAUAGGCUUUCUAAAAAAGCGUGACAUACCAAAUUAUAAGAAGAUCACAGCUUACUUUCCUUCUCAUCCUCCUUCUAUCAAGUCUGAAAGUUUUUACCGGAUACCACCCUUUCAAGCGGGAAGUGGGAGCAAUAAUGGAACUAAGCCAUGUACUAUUUGGAGAGGUGCGGAUCAUUAUGAAUACUACCAAGAGGUAAUCACUUACUAAUAGUUUAUAGACCUUAUGAUAGUACACAUAUUUUAUUAUUUUGCUUAGUUUCAUGGAACAAUAAUCCACAUAGAAACUUAUUUGCUACUUAUGAGAGGUUUUGCAAUUUGAAUAAAGCCGUGAGUAUUAUUAGGUGACUGAAAUAGAUGUAGCUGUGAGACAUUCAGCUCGUUUCUCUGUUCUUCGUUUCAUUUCCCUUCUUUUAAAUCACAUUUUUGACUUCAUAAUUCUUCUGGACUAAUAUUACACUGAAGGUACGAUUUUAGAAUACUUUACCUCGCUAACAUGUUGCUGUUGAAAGCUACUAUUCAGUUAGCAUAAUAGAGAACUGCAUAUAAGGUGAAGCUACAAUAUAAUAAAUAGGGAACAUUCCAAUUUAGGACAGACAAAGCUAGAUCAACACAACGGCACGUAUUAUACUUGGAAUUUUUAAUAAGAAUGAAAUCAAAUACAAGGGAAUCAUCAUUAAAUACAAAUGCUUCACAUAUUCGACAAUAAUAUCAACAAUUUUUAAAAUUUUUAUAAUCUUUUGAUAAACGGGAUUCACAGAAAUUUACUCCUACAAAACAUAUGCUCUCUACUCGUCCAUUAUCUUCAUUAGUAAUAAUGGGUUUCGUUAACACUUUGACAAAAUACAACCACUGUGAUUAAAAUCCUUUGAAUUUUAGAGUCACUAAUGAACGAAUCUCAAAACAAUGUUGCGAUUAAACAUUUCAAUUCCUAGAUAGCUGAAUGAAACACUUACUUGAGAGCUUCUGAAAUCUUCCAGUGGUAAAGACGAUUUGCGAUGUUUAGUAAGAAAACUGAAGAUUUGGAAGGUUUGUAGUGUCGGUUGAUAUGUUGAGCCCAUAUACUUUAUUAUAGCUUCAAAACAAGCCAAUUUACCUACUCACCAUGGGUCACGUUUUGACUUUGUUAAUUAUUCACUUAUCAACCCUGAAUGUUUUUUUAUAUGAGCGUAGGUGUGUGUACACUUCUUAUCCUAUUCAUCACA
Schistosoma rodhaini is the source of this 1482-nucleotide messenger RNA. The record is from the annotation of a GenBank genome assembly. NCBI's taxonomy places the organism in Eukaryota, Metazoa, Platyhelminthes, Trematoda, Strigeidida, Schistosomatidae.